ACAAUAGUUAUUCAUCAAUUCCUAACCUAAGCUUCCUUUUAUAUAUUCUUCAUACAGGGCUACUUAUUGUAUUAUUUUAUUUAUCAACAUAAGUUUAUUGUGGAAAUUUAAUGGAAGAUAUAGAAAAAGAUUGGAAUAAAAUCGCCAAAUCAUCUAAAAAAACAGGAUAUAGAGAUGGUGUUUCAGAUGGCAGAGAAAGCAAUUAUCAAAAAUACUUUGAUGGAGGGUAUGAAGAAGGCCUUAAGAACGGUUUAAUAUUGGGAAAAAUAAAAGGAAUUGUUAGUAUCACAGCACUUUUAAAUAAGAAACCUUUGGAUUUGACUGAAGAAUUACAAAACACUCGGUAUGGUUGUUGUGAAAUAUGCAAGAACAAGGAAUUACUUAAUAAUUCCAAAGAUAAAGUAAUAAAUAUUCAGUCGGCAAGUAUGACUAAAACAGUAACUGAUUUAAUGUCAUCUUAUACAUGUAUACCAGAUCUACUAAAUAAACCAAAUAUGACUUGAUAA
Molecule: messenger RNA, 506 nt
Organism: Agrilus planipennis (emerald ash borer)
Lineage: Eukaryota; Metazoa; Arthropoda; Insecta; Coleoptera; Buprestidae
Exons: 3
Coding region: 111-503 (130 amino acids)
Source: RefSeq, a predicted model, not a curated record